Ostertagia ostertagi is the source of this 285-nucleotide messenger RNA. The record is from the annotation of a GenBank genome assembly. NCBI's taxonomy places the organism in Eukaryota, Metazoa, Nematoda, Chromadorea, Rhabditida, Trichostrongylidae.
GACAAAAUCUACAACAAUUACCAUAUCACUUUCAACACAACGUACGCCUUCUUCGACUAUACACCAAAUUUCCGGUUUUUGAUCUAUAAUGGUGAUGUGGAUACGGUAUGUAACUACCUCGGAGACUCCUGGCACAUGAGAGAUGUAGCGCAGGCGGCGAAGUUGAAGAGCUCACCAAGGGAUUCGUGGUUCUUUAGUAAGAACAAGCAAGUAGCUGGUUUUUACCAACGAUACAACGGAAUUGGAGGUGCUGGUACUAACAUAACCAUUGAUGUACUUACUGUC